Messenger RNA from Colletotrichum orchidophilum, 906 nucleotides. RefSeq lists its product as uncharacterized. The record is from RefSeq and is a predicted model, not a curated record. NCBI's taxonomy places the organism in Eukaryota, Fungi, Ascomycota, Sordariomycetes, Glomerellales, Glomerellaceae. The coding region runs from base 1 to 906 and encodes 301 amino acids. The transcript has 2 exons.
AUGGUCAACAAGGGCGCUGUUGUGCCUGACGCCUGGGAGGAUGACGACUGGGAGUCCGCAGCCGACAAACUUGAUGCCCAGCUCACAGAGGUACAGCCUGAACCGCAGGUACUGCUGACCAAGGCGGAGCGUCUCGCCCAGCACGCCGAGCAGAAUCGUAGGCUUUGGGAAUCGGCCGACUCCCCCGCGCCCACGCCCUUGACCUUCCUCGAAUCCCAACCUUCAGUGCCCCUCGCCACGGGCUUCAAACCCCAGGUCAAAGUGCUCAGCCGAAAACCCGCGCCCCGAACCAUUGCCAGGCGCGACCCCGUCACCGGCCUCCUCUCCCACCUCUCCCUCGCCGACGACGACGCAGACGACCAGCACGCUGAGAAGAAACCGCAGCUCACGCCCGAGGAGAUCAGAGCCAAGCAGCAGCGCGAGCUCGAGGAGAAGCAGCGACGGUACGAGGAGGCGCGUGCAAAGAUCUUUGGCGAGUCGAACCCUUCCUCCGGCGCUUCGAGUCCGGGCACCGUCACCCCGCCGAGGGGAGGCGCCGAGAACGAAAGAGGACCAGGCGGUGGAGGGCGCGGCCGCGGUAGGGGACGCGGUCGUGGCGGCGGCGGUGGCGGAGGCGGAUACCGAGUGAAUGCGAACCGACAAGAGGACCUCCGACGACCUGGCAGCAGCAGGUCUGACGCCGUUCGUGCCGAGAGCGGCCGCGAGCUCUAUGAUCCCGGGUACGCGCCCCGAGGCGGCUUCGGGAUGCAGAAGCGCGGGGGCGAUGGCUCCAACCCGCACUCUGGGCGAUCCACGCCGAGAGAAGUCGAGGAUCAGCCCAAGCAGGCCAUUCGAGCUCCACGCGGACCGGAUGGGACUGGAAGAGGUGGAUUCGGCUUCGCCAAGCGAGGCACCAAAGAAGGAUGA